Dryobates pubescens (Downy woodpecker) is the source of this 4859-nucleotide messenger RNA. RefSeq names its product macrophage mannose receptor 1. The record is from RefSeq and is a predicted model, not a curated record. The coding region runs from base 57 to 4394 and encodes 1445 amino acids. Lineage: Eukaryota; Metazoa; Chordata; Aves; Piciformes; Picidae. The transcript is spliced from 30 exons. Gene Ontology annotation, molecular function: signaling receptor activity.
GGCACAGAUGGGGUCUUCAGCAUCACUUUGAGGAGUAGGGGGUGAGAUAUUUGGCCAUGGCUGACUACCUGCUGCUGGUUUUUCUCUUUUCCUUCAGUGCCUCUCUUCAGAUGCCCGGUAAUGGAGUAUUUUCACUCUACAAUGAAGACAGCAAGCUCUGUGCUGAAGCUCAGAACUCCAGCUCAGUCAUCACCACCACCUGUGAUGAGCACAACGCGUUUCAGAAGUUCAGAUGGGUCUCUGCUGUACAGCUACUGAGCGUGGCCCUCAAGCUGUGCCUGGGGGUCUUCACCAAGGAGGAGGAGGCUGCCAUUACUUUGGAAUCCUGUAACAGAACCAACGAGCUCCAGUGGUGGGAAUGCAGAAAUGAGAUGCUUACAACCCAUGGCAAGGAUUUAUUCUUCAAUUAUGGCAAAGGAAAGGGGAAGAAAAUCAGACUGUCCAAAGGCUCAGGCAGAGGGAGCAGGUGGAAGAUCCGGGGGACUGGAGAGAGUGUGUGCUCUCAGCGCUAUGAGGAUAUCUUCACGCUGGGGGGAAAUGCCUUCGGUGCUCCUUGCGUCUUCCCUUUCAAGUUCAACGGCCGGUGGCAUGCGGAGUGCCUCCCUCGGGCUGGGGAUGCAGGCUCCCUCUGGUGUGCAACCACUUCAGACUUUGAUAAGGACCAAGUGUUUGGAAGUUGCCCCCUAAAAGACAUCAUCCACAACAAGCUCUGGAAAACCAAUCCUGUGACACAGAACCACUACCAGAUCAAUGCAGGGGCACUUUUGACCUGGCAUCAAGCAAGGAAAAGCUGCCAGCAGCAGAAUGCAGAACUGCUGAGUGUCACAGACCCUCGGGAGGAGAUGUAUCUGUUAGGGCUCACCAGUGACCUGGGUGUCAAUGCCAACCUCUGGAUUGGCCUUUUCAAUGCCCUAGACAGUGGCUGGAGGUGGACAGGGGGCAGUCCCUUCAGAUACCUAAACUGGGCUCCAGGAAGUCCCUCUGUGGAAUCAGUGAAAGUGUGUGGGACCUUCCAAGGCAGGAAUGGCAAAUGGGAGAACCUGGCAUGCAACCGGAAACUGGGCUACAUCUGCCAGAAGAGGAACUCCUCCUGGGAUUCCUCCACCAUUGCCUCAGGUGACUUAAAGCCUGUAAAGUGCCCCAGGGGAUGGGUGGCCUAUGCAGGUCAUUGCUACAGACUUUACAGAACACCCAAAAUAUGGAAAGAAGCCCAAACCUCCUGUAGGAAAGAAGAUGGAGAGCUGGCAAGUAUCCACAAUGUUGAGGAGCAGAGUUUUACAGUCUCCCAGCUUGGCUACAAGCCAGAUGAUAAGCUGUGGAUUGGUCUCAGUGACUUCAGGGUUCCAAUGUACUUUGAAUGGAGUGAUGGAACACCUGUGACUUACACCAAGUGGCACCACAGAGAGCCAGCCCACACAGGGGACAAGGCAGACUGCAUCCUCAUGAAGGGACAGGACGGCUCCUGGGCUGACAGUCCUUGUGAGAUGAAACUGGGUUACCUCUGUAAAAGGAAACCUUUGGCAGGAGAAUCAGGGGCAGGUGAAGUUACCUACCCAGGCUGCCAGAAAGGCUGGGUGAAGCAUGGCUUUUACUGCUACUCCCUGGGGCAGCUACCAGCAACAUUCUCAGAAGCAAAGAAAAUCUGUGAAGAGAACAAAGGUUACCUGGCUACUGUGAGAGACAGAUAUGAACAAGCUUUUUUGACUUCUGUAAUUGGAUUCAAUCCAGCAAAGUAUUUUUGGAUUGGUCUCUCAGACACAGAGGAGCAGGGGACGUUCAGCUGGGCCAAUGGGGAUGUGGUCAUCUUCACUCACUGGAACUUGGGAAUGCCAGGAGGGGAGCCAGGCUGCGUGGCCAUGGUCACAGGAUCCUCAGCUGGGCUGUGGGAUGUCAUGAACUGUGAGGAAACAAACAUGUUUGUCUGCAAGCAGCUGGUGGAGGGAGUGACACCCCCACCUCCUCCAACACUGCCCUCUCUCCCACCAUGCCCAGAGGGAUGGAAAAGUGUUCAUUCAAGCAGCUUCUGCUUCAAGAUUUUUCGGGGAGUGAGGGAGAAAAUGCAAACAUGGUUUGGUGCAAGAGAUUUUUGCAGAGCCAUUGGAGGAGACCUGGCAUGCAUCCACAGUGAAGAAGAGCAAAAGCUCAUAGCUGACUUAGACAGAGAUUAUCUUCACACCUCUUUCUGGAUGGGUUUAAGUGCCUUGGACUCCAGUGGUGGCUUUGUCUGGAGUGAUGGCUCCCCAGUGAAUUUUCAGAAGUGGUCAAGUGGAGAGCCCAACAAUUACGAUGGGAAUGAGAAAUGUGGAGUGUUCAAUGGCUAUGACAACAUGGACUGGAAUGAUCUCUUCUGUGAGCACAUGGGGGACUAUGUCUGCCAAAUAAAAAAAGGAGCACAGCUGAAACCAGAGCCCAAUUCCACCUUCAAUGAUGAAUAUGUUCUUACUGAGGAUGACUGGAUCAUACACAAACACAAGGAGUACUACUUCAGCAAGGAGUCAAUGCCUAUGGAAAAAGCCAGGGACUUUUGCAGGAGGAAUGGUGGUGAUCUUGCUGUCAUUGAGGGGGAAAGUGAAAGAAUUUUCCUCUGGAAAUAUAUCUUCUAUAAAAUCCAGGAUGGUGCCUUCUACAUUGGCUUAAGUGUGAGCCUGGACAGGACCUUCCGGUGGAUGGAUGGAAGUCCAGUGAACUAUGUUGCUUGGGCUCCCAAUGAACCCAACUUUGCAAACAAUGAUGAAAACUGUGUGGUCAUGUACACCCAGACAGGCACGUGGAAUGAUAUCAACUGUGGCAGAGUUGAGUCAUUCAUCUGUGAAAGGCUCAACGCUACAGUCAGGCCAACUGCUGUUCCCACUUCAGCACCACCGAAGGGUGGCUGUCCUGAAGACUGGCUCCUCUUGGAUAACAAGUGUUUCAAGCUGUUUGGCCUUACUGACAACGACACCUUGACGUGGCAUGCUGCCAGGAAUGAGUGCAUUAGUCUUGGAGGGAACCUGGCUACCAUCUCCAGGGAGGAAACACAAGCCUCGCUGAUGGCGCUGCUGCGCCGGGCCGCCACGGACGCCUGGAUCGGGCUGAACGACAUCAACUGGGAGCACAGCUUCCUGUGGACGGACGGCAGCCCUGUCCACUACACCAACUGGGCCAAAGGCUCCCGCACCUACUACAGCCACGGUGACUGUGUCUCUCUGAUAAAGAACCCCAUUGAACAGGCAGGGAAAUGGAAAGAUGAAGAGUGCAAAACAAGCAGGAGCUACAUAUGCCAGAAAAAAUCUGACCCCGGGCUGCCCAGCUCCCCAGCCCCGGCGCCGCUGUUCGGCUUCAACAGUUACGGCAACGAGCGCUACGCGGUCGUCAGCUACAAAAUGUCCUGGCAAGAGGCAGAGAGGAACUGCAGGCAGCAAUUUGCAGAGCUUGCCAGCGUGCUGGAUCCUUAUGCUGGAGCUUACCUCUGGCUGCAACUCCUAAAGCAUGGGGAACCUGCCUGGAUUGGUCUCAGCAGCAACACGUCUCCUGGUCAUUAUGCAUGGUCAGACAGGAGGAGGAGCAGGUACUACAACUGGGCCAGUGGGGAGCCAAACAAGAACACAGCCUGUGUCUACUUAGAUCUGGAUGGGUUUUGGAAGACAGCCUCUUGCAAUGAGAGCUUUUUCUCUCUCUGUAAGCAAUCUGAUGAGUUAAUCCCUACUGAGCUACCUCAGCUGCCUGGCAAGUGUCCUGAACCGAAGCGCGGCAGAGCUUGGGUUCCCUUCCGUGGUCACUGCUACUACGUGCACACCACCUCUGAGGAAAGCUGGCCUGAUGCUUCCAUGACCUGCAUCCAGAUGGGUGCCUCUCUGGUCUCCAUAGAAGACUCUGCUGAGAUGAACUUUCUCCUCAUUUAUUUGUCUACACUUUCAAAUGACUUCAGGAAAUUUUGGAUAGGACUCUUCCAAAACUUUGAUGGGGAGUGGCUGUGGACAGACAGGAGUGAGAUAGAGUUUGUCAACUGGGAGAAAGGGCAGCCUACAACCAUCUUUAAUGAGCACUGUGUAGACAUGGAUGUCUCAAGUGGAACCUGGAGGAAUUACUUCUGCUCUGUUGACCAGAAUUUCAUUUGCAAGAUCCCCAAAAUUGUGGAAGAGGAGCCAAGCCACGACUCCCAUGCCAAUAAAGCAUCCCAACAGGACGCUGCUGCUUCGUCUGCGAACAGCCUGGGAGGGAUGAUUGUGAUCCUGCUGUUCCUGCUGCUCACCGGCACGGGGCUGACCUUCUACUUCUUCUACAAGCGGAGGCGGGACCGACAAAGGCCCGGCGGCUUCGACAAUGCCAUCUACCGCGGCGGCUCUGACCUGGGCACGCAGGAAUCCAACUGCCUGGUGACCAACAUCGAGGAAAACGAGCGGGCCACAGUUUAACCUGCAGGGUGAUGCCGAGCCUGGCUUCGGGAGGAGCUGGAGCAGUGGCAUGCAAGAACUCUGCUGCCACGGCAGUUUUCUCCUCUGGACAUUCCUGUUAGCUUUGCAUAGGAUGCUUCUUGCUCUCUGUAGCAGCAGGAGCAAGCAGUCUUGCAAGGCAGGGCCGGAGGUCUGUUCACAGGCUGUAGGACCUGGGAGGAGUGUUGAGCAUUAGCUGUAGAGCUGGAGCUAGGCUGUGUAAGGGAACUCUCUGGGAGUUCCAGUCUCUGCAGGGUCCAGCAUCACUGGGCCAGUUUAGGCACAAGGAGAGCUAUGAGAAUGCUGUAAGCUUAGCCUGCUCCAUAAAGCAUAUCCAGAUCUGUACAUAUCCUGAAUCUUCUACCCUGAUCUCCAGCACCGACUGUCAGAACUGCACAGCUUGGAUGGGACCUCCAGGCUCCGCUGGCACAGGUCUCUCUGAGGCAG